This is a messenger RNA of Trematosphaeria pertusa, 1607 nucleotides long. RefSeq lists its product as uncharacterized. The transcript has a single exon. The coding region runs from base 111 to 1478 and encodes 455 amino acids. NCBI's taxonomy places the organism in Eukaryota, Fungi, Ascomycota, Dothideomycetes, Pleosporales, Trematosphaeriaceae. The record is from RefSeq and is a predicted model, not a curated record.
GCAGCAAAUAAAGGCGCGGUUUCUGCCCCCUAGGACGCACCCAUCAUCCCACAUCAGACCAUAAUCUCGUCACUCUACCCGUUCAUUUGUCCUCGGUCACUUCGUUAAAGAUGCCGCUUUCGUGGAAAGAGACCCGUCCGGGCCGAUGGGAGCGUCCGCAGUCUUGCCUUGAGAAGAUCAACCUCAUCAAUCGAAAUGUUGAUAAAGCUCUCGACCGCGACAACUGGGCCAAGACUGCCGUGGCCAAACUCGAGUUCAGUCCGAAACUUGGAGAUCCGGAGACUGCACUGAGGGUCGCUUGGAAGCAAGUCCGUUACAACUACCCGGAGGUCGCAGCGUUUCCCUACAAUGGCACGUACAUGUACCGCAUCGGCAACCCGGAUCAGGUCGCUCUGUGGGUGUCGGCGACGUUUGUUGUGGAGCAAGAUAUGACAAUCGACCAGCUUCUCGGACAUCUUCCCCGGAAUGAGCAGAUGAUGUGCUACUUCCUUCCCAACACUUCGGAAGUCCUCAUCCGUUCACCCCACUACCGACUCGACGCGCGUGGAGCUAUCUUCUGCUUGAACUAUGUCAUCGAAUGUCUCUCAAAACCGGACCCGGUUCUCGUCUUUGGCGGAUGCGCGGAGAACCUCUCACCUAGCAUUGACGACGCCCUCCAGAUUCCCUUCGAAUACACGCCUAAGAUCGAAAAAGCGGCCGCAAAACGCAUCGCUUCACUGCAGCCUCACCACCCCCUCAUUGAACUCACACCCACCAUCACGGCAAAUGCACCUCGAGCAACAGCGCGACGCUUCACCAAGUUCUCUAGAGGCGAAACCCGCGCCAUCCUCAAGGGUUGCGAAGCAUCCUCCCUUGAUGUCACAGCCGCGCUCCAUGCCGCCGUCAUUGCCGCCGUCGCCAAGCUAGUCCCUCCCUCUGAGGUGAUGAGCUACAUGGCCUCCUUUCACUGCGACCUGCGUUUCCUCAUUCAGAAAUCCCACCGGACGAAGUUCGCACCAACGGUGUGCACCAGCGUGCUCACCACCGAAGUCGAAGUCUCCCCUCAGACCGAUUUCAAGUCCUACUACGGGCAACUGGCGCCUGUGUACGCGACCGGAUACGCACCUUACCUCGAAUCCACCGCAUGCUUCCACGAAAAGCUCGCACAGACCAUGUAUACCGGCGGCAAAGCCACUGGCAACGCGGAUGGGCAGGCGCAGCCACGGCUGGGUCCUCUCGGGGUUAUCGAUGAGCAACUCAUCAAGGAAAUCAAGGAUGUUGUGCGGGUCAAGGACUUCUGGUUCGGCGCGGAGACACUGACUAAGAGGAAGAUGGUGCAUACAUGGAUUUAUGAGGAUCAGAUCGUCUACAGUUGCUGUUAUAACGAGAGUUUCUGGGAGGAUCGGUUUGUGGAGACGUUCCUUCAGGCUAUCAAGGAUACCCUCUUGGAGGAGGUGGCCAUGGUGUCGAUGAUGAAGAGAGUGGUAUUGGAAGACUAAUGUUUGGGGAGCCCGGAUCGGCUCAGGAGGCUAAUGUCUGAUGUUUUGGAGUUGGGGUUGGGCGGCAUCGAGAUUGAAAACAAUAUACCAAGGAUUUUGUUGCAUUUCAAUACACUGACUGCUCUCCAG